Molecule: messenger RNA, 756 nt
Organism: Chanos chanos (milkfish)
Lineage: Eukaryota; Metazoa; Chordata; Actinopteri; Gonorynchiformes; Chanidae
Product: gastrula zinc finger protein XlCGF49.1-like
Biological process (GO): embryo development; regulation of transcription by RNA polymerase II
Cellular component (GO): nucleus
Molecular function (GO): DNA-binding transcription factor activity, RNA polymerase II-specific; RNA polymerase II transcription regulatory region sequence-specific DNA binding
Source: RefSeq, a predicted model, not a curated record
AUGUCUUCGUCGUGUAAAAACAAACCUCUGAGUAAGGGUUUCACCACGUCUGGAAAGCUGAGGAGCCAUGAACAGAUAUACACAGGCGAGAAGUCUUAUGGAUGUUCUCAGUGCAGAAAAUGCUUCGCCCUCCCCCACUAUCUGACACGUCACGUACGGACGCAUUCCAGAAUCAAAACGUUUAUCUGUGGAAAAUGUGGUAAGAACUUUCAAAUUCAAAGUCUGAAGAUUCAUGACAGGAUUCACACUGGCGAGGAGCCAUUUGAAUGCAUGGAGUGUGAGAAGCGUUUCAGACGUUCAGCGGAACUCAAGAUCCAUCAGAAGAUUCACACAGGAGAUGACGCUGAGAGACCAUUUGAGUGUAAUCUCUGUGGGAAUUGUUUCUCCCUCAAAACAAAAUUAGCCAGACACCUACGGACACAUGUAACUGAACAUCCAUUCAAGUGCGUCAAAUGUGGUAAAACCUUUCCAGAUGAAUCCAAGCUUCAGACUCAUGAGAUCUUUCACUUAGGGGAAAAACCCUACAGCUGCUCAGACUGUGGAAAGAGCUUCACUCAUUCGGUAUAUCUCACCAUACACCAGCGUGCUCACACUGGAGAGAAACCCUACAGUUGCUCUCAGUGUGGGAGGAGCUUCUCCACCUCUUGUACUCUCAUAAAACACCAGCACAAGCAUUCGAAUGUUAAACCGUUCCUCUGUUUUCAGUGUGAGAAGAACCUCACCCGUUGCGAGCUUCUAAAGAGUCACCUAAAAUAG